Panicum virgatum (switchgrass) is the source of this 1247-nucleotide messenger RNA. RefSeq names its product ubiquinone biosynthesis protein COQ4 homolog, mitochondrial-like. The record is from RefSeq and is a predicted model, not a curated record. Gene Ontology annotation, cellular component: mitochondrial inner membrane. The transcript has 3 exons. The coding region runs from base 318 to 1001 and encodes 227 amino acids. Gene Ontology annotation, biological process: ubiquinone biosynthetic process. Lineage: Eukaryota; Viridiplantae; Streptophyta; Magnoliopsida; Poales; Poaceae.
CUUGACCGGCUGACCCCCUCGCCUCGCGGCCUCGACUGCUGGCUGCGCCGGGGUGGGCGCCACUGAACCCUAGCGCAAGCACGUUGCCGCGGCGGAGCCCACCGCCGAAGCGCUCCACCUCGGCCCGCCACGCCGCCGCCCAUUACCGCAGCGCUCCGCCGCCGCGCACCCGCGCAGCCACCCACCGCCGGUGCGCACCGCCGGCGGCAAGCUUCCGGCGACGCCGAGGACGACCGGUGGCUCCCUGAGGAGAGGUGCCCCUCUCGUAAUUCGACGAUUCAUGCUGCUGAUUUAGGUGUUGCUUUCUCAACAGAGCCAUGGUGGGGGCGCGUGUGCAGCUGAAGGGGUGGCAACAGGCAGCUGUUGCGUUUGGUUCUGCAUUUGGGGCCCUGCUUGACCCUAGAAGGGCUGACCUGAUAGCUGCUCUUGGAGAGACUACUGGGAAGCCAGCAUUUGAGCGUGUGCUUCAGCGAAUGAAGAAUAGCGCAGAAGGCAAGGAAGUUCUCUUGGAGCGUCCUCGUGUCAUCUCCUCGCAGGUUUCUCAUGCCUGGGACAUGCCACAGAACACAUUCGGUGCAGCCUAUGCUCAGUUCAUGGGGUCAAGGAACUUCUCACCAGACGAUCGCCCACCUGUCCGUUUCAUGGACACUGAUGAGCUGGCCUACGUUGCGACACGGGCCCGUGAAGUUCAUGACUUUUGGCACGUUCUGUUUGGCCUUCCGACGAACCUGAUUGGAGAGACUGCCCUCAAGGUGAUAGAAUUUGAGCAGAUGUUCCUCCCAAUGUGCAUGCUGUCAGUUGUUGGGGGCUCUGCAAGGUUCAGCGAGAAACAAAGGACACUGUUUUUCCAGCAUUACUUCCCAUGGGCAGCAAAAGCAGGUCUCAAGUGCACGGAUCUGAUGUCUGUAUACUAUGAGAAGCACUUUCAUGAAGACCUGGAGGAAGUGAGAAGAAACUGGGGCAUUCUACCAUGCCCUGAUCCCAAAAAGAGAGGUGUAUAGACAGGCGUACUCUGCAUGGACUUGUAUUUAGUUUUCAUACUCUGCAUGGACUUGUAUUUAGUUUUCAUCUUUGCUUAUGUCAGUUCUUUUGGAAUAACGUCAUGAGCUAUGUUACUGAUACCUUAGGAAGUUGCAAAGUACUAUGGUUAGUAUGUUGAAGGUCGUACUCCUACGCUGCUGGUAUUUGCAAUGCUAUGGGAGUCGAACAAGUUCCUCGACAUUAUUUAUGACUGAGAUUUACUUCGA